AUGGAAAACCUCAUGGACCUGUACUCCACUGAAGAUGGAUAUAACAGCAGCAACAUUGUUCUUGAAAAACAAGUAUUUAGAUCGAAAGUACCAGAAUCACAUGUUCAACUGGCUUGUAGCCUCCAUUACUGUGCUUUUCCCUUAAAUGGAAAUGAACUUUGUAUUUGGAAUAUGAGUGAUGAUCCCAACCAUCAGCCAUUACGCUUAAUAGGUCAUCACCACUCGAUUACUGCACUGGCAUUUGGGACCAAAGUCAAUCCUCUCCUUCUUUGCUCUGCUUCCCAUGAUUAUGUGAUAGUUUGGAAUCUGGAUGAAUGUACAAAGAAGGUGCUAGAAGGGUUAAUGCCACAAGGUAUUGUGAUAGGAACACUUCUGGGAAUGGUGCUUUAUGUUCGCUUUAGUCCAGAUGAUCAGACUGUGGCAGUAUGUGCUGGUAAUCGAAUCUACGUGCUAAAUGCAAAGGAUGAAGCAAUACUUUCUGAACUGGAAGGCCAUCUAGCACCAGUAACUGCUGCUGAAUUUUGUACUUGGGAGAAAAAUAUACUCAUAUCGAUUUCUGAAGAUAGAAGUUUUAAGGUUUGGGAUUACUGUAUUGGAUUGCUAAUAUAUCAAUCAGCAGUAAUAACAGCGUUUCCUCUUUUAAGUCUCUUUAUUGACGAAGCAAAUAAACAGAUUAUCACUGGAUGUGCAGAUGGACAGCUGUGGAUCUUCAGCUUGAUUAGUGGACAUCAAUAUCGCUGUGUAAUUCAUAUUAAUAUAAAGAAAGAGAGAAAAAAGUUUUACAACAAAAUAACAAAGUUUGAGCAUUUGGAUCAGAAGCAGAAUAUUUCUCAGACAUGUACUGUAAGCAAUAUAGAAGAAGAAGAUGCGGUUGAAACUACCUUUCCAGUCCUUAGAAUUGAACACUGUGAUAACCCAGCAAAUUUUGGUGAUGAAGAAUCUAGAUUUCCUGAUGUGAGUACCCAGUAUUUGUGGAUUGGAAGCUCUACUGGUUUAUUCAUAAUUAACAACGCAAACUUUGAGUUGGAAGCUGCUUUACAUUACAAAGAUUUCACUGGUCUUAGUAUUCAGAUUGCUGGAUCCUGUGCUUUAAGGCGGAAGGCAGUCAAUGGUAAGGUUUUCUGUUUGCUGACUUCUAUGUUGGAGAACAAAAUUGUUUUACUGGAAGUUAACGUUGCUGCUCUGUUGAGAUGCCAGCAGAAUAGUCUCCUUUUAAGUGGAAGGGAGGAAGGCUUUUCUGCUGUUGCAAGAUAUCCUCUUCUUGUGACCUCUCCCUUGUACCCGAAGAAGGAAAAAGCCAAACUUGUAAAUAAAACAGGUACAAAAACCCAAAUAAAAGACAAGCCAUUGGUUUUUCAUAACAAAAUUAAAUCAUCAGGUUAUACAUCAGCACCACACAUGGUCAUGUUUUCCCCAAAUUCAAAAGUAAAGCACAACAGGUUGACAUCGGAAUGCAAGAGAAGUUGGAGACAAAGAAAUAAGGAAGACUAUCCUCUUGGAAAAUCUCCUCCAACUGAAAGUGUGAGGCAAAUUACUGUAACUGAUAAACCAACUGCCAUAUGCUGUAUUCAGCAUGCAGGAAAUGGAGAGUUAUUAGCUUGUGGUUUAGCUGACAGAACUUUGCUGGCAUUCAAAUCAAACCUUAUAGGAGAACCAACUGUUUAUUCAG
This is a messenger RNA of Protobothrops mucrosquamatus (brown spotted pit viper), 1669 nucleotides long. RefSeq names its product WD repeat domain 27 (gene WDR27). The transcript is spliced from 16 exons. Gene Ontology annotation, molecular function: protein binding. The annotation marks the transcript as partial. The record is from RefSeq and is a predicted model, not a curated record. Lineage: Eukaryota; Metazoa; Chordata; Lepidosauria; Squamata; Viperidae.